Condylostylus longicornis is the source of this 1141-nucleotide messenger RNA. RefSeq names its product homeobox protein 9-like. The record is from RefSeq and is a predicted model, not a curated record. The coding region runs from base 20 to 697 and encodes 225 amino acids. The transcript has 5 exons. Lineage: Eukaryota; Metazoa; Arthropoda; Insecta; Diptera; Dolichopodidae.
UACACCAUUACAUUUGGCAAUGCAAUUUGGAAGAGAUAAUAUUUUUGAACUGCUCUGUAAUGUUUAUAAAGCAAAUCGUGAUAUAACUGAUUGGAGUGGUAAUAAACCAUUAGAUUAUCGUCGUCAACGUACAACUGUAUCAGCAUCAACAUAUAGCAAAAUCAAAGCAAAGAAAAAGAAUAUAGAAAAAGACUCGGGAUUCCUUCGGAUUGGCUCUUUGAAUGUCCGAGUGAAAAAGACGACAGAAGCAUUCAGCAAUUUUCUGGGAGUGGGAGGGAGCAAUGGAAAUACGAAUCAAAACAACAAUCAUCACCAUUACCAUCACCAAAACCAACUGCAAAGUGGUAUGAUGCCACCACCAUCUCAGAAUCCUCGAGCACAUCAGAUGAGAGCGAGCAUACCAGUACAUUUAAGCAAUAAUAAUAAUAAUAAUGAUAAAAUACAUAAAACAUGGGGAUCUGUUGAUAAUAUACCGAAACCAUAUGAUAAAAAUAUGCCACCACCAUCAAAAAAUUCAAAACGAAAUAGUAAGACAAAAAGAUCACAAGAUGGUUUUAAUAGUAUGCCAAGUACACCAAAUCAAUUAACAACUGAUAAAAAAUUUUUAAGUCAUGAUCAAAAAAUUAUUUUUCAAGAUUCUGAUGAUUCUGAUUCAGCAGCUGGUUUCGAUUCAAGUUGGUCAAAAGCGAAAUUUUAAUAUUAUAUUUUUCAACUUACACAUUUAUACAUUUACAUAUAUUUUUUUUAACGAUAUGGGAUUAAAAUUUAUUCUUUAUAUUUAUAUAACAAUUAGUAUGUAUUUAAAAUUUUUAAAAAAUAUUGUCAAUAUUGACACAUAUUUAAAAUGUAUUGGGAAAACUCUAUAAUUUAUAUUCAAAAAGAAAUAAUUAUUUACUCAUUUUAUAAUAAUCUCAUAAAAUUAUUAAAAAAGAACAUAGAAUUUCACUUAAAUAUUAGGAUGCACGCCUACAUUUAAGGUAUUUUAUUUUAAAGCAAUUCAUUUUUGAUGAAUUAGACAUUUAAAUUUAAAAAGUACUAUGACAUUUUUUUUAAUUAUGUACAUUUAAUUUUUUUAUUUGAUUCUUAUUAAUUUUAAAAAAAAAAUAUGUUGAUUAAGGUCCCCGAAAUAAAUUACUUCGUA